AUGGCGUUACUUUUGCGCGGUACAGCAUGUAACCGGACAUACUUUGGUGAAGUGGGACGCACGUAUGAACUAGAAAUUCGACGUCCGCGUGAAGAUCGUUUGCCUUUCCUGUGUCAUCUCAAUUUUACUGCUGGUGGUGGUUCAUAUGGUGACCUAAUUCAAUUAACAUUCGACACCUUUACCGUUGGCAAGUUUGUAUCGUUUACAACCGACGGUUGUCCAGACGGUCACAUGAGUAUACGAGAGGUGGAUCGUCCAGCGUCAGGUGGUCAAUGGUGUGGAAGUGCUUGGGGUUAUACAGUAUAUUAUAGUGAAGCACCAUCACUUAAUGUUUCAUUACAAUUGGAUCGUCUUAGCCAACAGGGAAUUGGUUACAACUUUGACUUUAAAUUGGCGUAUAAAUUUUUACGACGCAGUGAAGCAAAAUUGCGUUAUGGUAACAGUUCAAUGACAACAUGGCGUGGUGAACUUGAAACUGGUACAUAUUGUGAUCGUAUCUUAACAAAUUGUGAUCGACGUCCAUGCCGUAUACAAUCACCAAAUUAUCCUGGUGUAUAUCCACGUAAUAUUACAUGCCGUUAUCGUAUCGAACAGCGUUUGAUACCUCGUGGGAAACAUGCAUUAUUGGCUGUCCGGCAGACGAAUAGUCAUAAAGUUCAUAUCAAAGAUCAAAUUGUUAAAUAUGAUCGUAGCCAACGGGUUUUAAGAGUUUGGGAUCAAUGUAAUGUUGUACAAGAUUAUCUAACAUUUUAUGAUGGUCCAAACAGUGAUGACCCUGUGCUGGUACGCCUAUGCGGUGGUGAUUCUGUACCAGACAUUGUAAGCAGUGGACCGGACAUGUUAUUGGAGUUUCACACAUCACCCUAUGACAAUCCAUUUCAUCCGGUGCCAUUGUCAUAUCUUCCUGGCUUUGAAUUAGAAGUACAGGUGGUGUUCGUCGAUUUGGAUUCACAAAGUUACGUCAGAGAAAAAGGACGAUGUGAAUUUCUAGUAACAACAUUUCAUUCAUCAUCCGGAACAUUAGCAAAUCCACGUCAUUCAUUACCGCCAAAUACAACAUGUAAAUAUCAUUUUCAAGGUCGGCCAAAUGAGAUUGUUUGGAUUUCAUUUAUAAAAUAUCACUCAGCCAGCAUUGAUUCAACGGCAUUUGAUCAAGGAAAUGAUGGUAAUGCAACACAAUUAAAAAUAUGGGAUGGUCGAUUACAAUCCCCUCCAAAAAAAUCCAAUGCACAUAAUUUAACAUUACUCGGAGAAUUUUCUAAAGAUGAGGUACCACGUCUUUGUGAUCACACUCUACUAAGUAAUAAUACACGAUUUACACGACCAUGCUCCUUAUCAGAGAGUUAUGUAUCAAGUGGUCCAGAAUUAACUAUUGAACAUUUUCUAAAACAAGGUAGUGCUUUAUCACCCGUAAGCUUUUUGUUACGAUACGAGUUUGUCGAUGUAUCUCAAGAGGGUAUACCCAACACAUUAUCGCAUAAUCCAUGUGAUCGUAUUUUUAAAUCACAACCAAAUACACCAGCAUAUGGUCGUUUUCAAGCACCACGUAGUACGUUCUUCUACGGACGCGGUGGUUCGCAAAAUUUAAGCUGUAUAUUCCGUUUUGAAGCGGGAAAAAAUGAACGGGUUCGUUUAAGUUUUAAUAAAGUAUUGUUCGGUGAUAAAAGUUGUGUAAAUAAAAAAGAUAUUCGAACACAACGUUGGAAAUGUGAUCGACAACAUCGUUGGAGUAAAAUAUUUGGUAUCGGAGAGCUACAAAUAUCGGAAUAUCCCUGGCCGGGUAUUAAUUUACCUCGUGAUUGUAUUUGUACGAAUAUUACGGAACCUUUUAAAAUACAAACAUUAACCUCGCAAAUAAUUGAAGUAAAUUUUACAAUUACUUUCAUGAAUAUAACACAAGAUUUUAAUGACUUUUAUUUCGAGGGGGAAUACUUUUUUGUACCCAAAAAUGAUUUUGACGAUGAAAUAUGUGCAUCACAUUGGGGCGAUCGACGAUUACGUGGGACCAGUGGUGAAAUAGCGUUACGUAGUCCCGAAAUGAAACGUACAUCAAAGACAAGUAAUGCGGAAAGUAUUUACCUUGAAAGUGACCAAACAAAUAUACGAAACACCAAUGGUCAUAAUAACAAAAAAUGCGUCCAUCAACCAUGGUUAAUCGAACCAGAAGAUGCGGAAAAUAAUUAUUUAUAUUUAAAAAUACGAGGUCGGGAAAUUAUUUCAUCACAAUUUUGUGCCACAACAAAUCGUAUUAUCGUAUACUCGGGAUCGGACACACAAUCACCUCGGAUUAUUUGCCCAGCAUCAAGUAUGGCAAACGAUGAGAAUGAUAGUUCGACUAAUUCAAAUAGUAUUGUUGAAAUAUUCUCGGAGGGUUGGAAAUCAUCUUCAUUGACAGAUGAAGUUACUUCGUUAAUGAAACCACAAGCUAGAAGUUUUGUGGUGGAAUUCUUACAAAGUGAACCGGGUAAUUAUGUUGUAACAUGGAUGGAAGUGUCAAAACGACCAUUAAGUGUACCAUCUUCAUCGUCUAGUAUUAUGAUAUCAACAGCUUCCUCGUCUUCAAGUAGUUCAUCAUUUUUUAUGACAACAGUGAUUGAUUGUCCUUACAGAUGUCCCGAACUAAAUGCUUGCAUAAGUGAAUCAUUAUGGUGUGACAAUCUACAACAUUGUCCAUCUGGAUUCGAUGAAGAAGAAUCAAAUUGUGCAUAUCAAUUUGGUGUUCCUGUAUUAUACAUAUUAAUUGGAGCAUCAGCAUUUGGUAUAUUAAUCAUAUUAAUUAUAAUCACAGCAUGUAUAAAAUAUUGUCAACAUCGACGCAGAGAAAAGAAAAAACAUUUAGCACAACAAAUCAACAAUACACAAAUAACAUCCAAUCACAUCCAUCAUCAUGUAAAUCAUCAUCAUUUACAUCAUAACAUGAAUCAUACACAACAUCAUUCACAUCAUGGAAGUAGCAUGAUGCAUCCACAAUCACAUCAUCAUAACGGUAGCCGAGGCACCUUACGACAUUACCAUCACCAUCACAAUAGUGGUGGUAAUACAACUUUGGAAGAUAUGUAUUUGGAUGGAAAAGAUAGUUUAUGUUGA
Messenger RNA from Chrysoperla carnea, 3087 nucleotides. RefSeq lists its product as uncharacterized. Lineage: Eukaryota; Metazoa; Arthropoda; Insecta; Neuroptera; Chrysopidae. Gene Ontology annotation, cellular component: plasma membrane. Gene Ontology annotation, molecular function: protein binding. The record is from RefSeq and is a predicted model, not a curated record. The transcript is spliced from 7 exons. The coding region runs from base 1 to 3087 and encodes 1028 amino acids.